Scaptodrosophila lebanonensis is the source of this 1259-nucleotide messenger RNA. Its product is annotated as lysosomal aspartic protease-like. Gene Ontology annotation, molecular function: aspartic-type endopeptidase activity. Gene Ontology annotation, cellular component: lysosome. NCBI's taxonomy places the organism in Eukaryota, Metazoa, Arthropoda, Insecta, Diptera, Drosophilidae. Gene Ontology annotation, biological process: proteolysis; cell death. The record is from RefSeq and is a predicted model, not a curated record. Bases 1 to 1206 code for a protein of 401 amino acids. The transcript has a single exon.
AUGUUUAAAAUUGUGGCUCUACUCGCCAUUAUCGCGCUGGUGGGUGCUGAGCUCAACUGCAUAGCUCUCCACAAACGCGACCACAAACUCAGUCGUCACCAUCUGAAGGCGAGGGCUAGUGCUCUGCGUCAGAAGUACGCGAAGUUUGUGGACAUCACCUACGAUUAUGGCCAGGACUACAACAACUAUGGCUCUAACCAGCCGGACUACGAUAAUGAUUCCAAUGUGGAGACUCUCUCGAACUCUGACAACAUGGACUACUAUGGCGUGAUUAGCAUUGGCAAUCCACCCCAGAGCUUCGAAGUGGUCUUCGAUACCGGCUCUGCCAAUUUGUGGGUGCCCUCGGCACAAUGCAAGGCCGGGGAUGUUGCCUGCCAGCAGCACAAUCAAUAUAACUCGGGAGCAUCAAGCACCUAUGUGCCAAACGGACAGAACUUCUCGAUACAGUAUGGCACCGGCAGUGUGUCCGGAUUCCUCUCAACCGACACGGUCACCAUUGCAGGUCUGUCCAUAACGAAUCAGACGUUUGGCGAGGCGAUUUCGGAGCCAGGCACCAGUUUCACGAACGUCGACUUUGAUGGCAUUCUCGGCCUGGGUUAUCAGCCCCUAGCUGUUGAUGAUGUAAUGCCACCUUUCUACAAUCUCUACAUGCAGGGACUCAUUGACUUGCCCCAAUUCGGCUUCUUCCUGGACCGCAAUGGCACCGCUCUCGAUGGCGGCUUCAUGACGCUGGGCAGCUUUGAUGCCACCUCCUACAGUGGUGCCAUGACCUACGUGCCUGUCUCACAGCCCGCCUACUGGCAGUUCGGCGUGAACAACGUCACCUUUAAUGGCAAUGUACUGUGCAAUAAUUGCCAGGCAGUUGCUGAUACCGGCACCUCGCUUAUCGCCUGUCCCCCUUAUGUCUACCAGCUGCUGAACAGCCUGAUUGGUGCCACGAACAUCGACGGGGACUACUUUGUGGAUUGCACCACAGUCUCCAGCCUGCCCGUGCUGAGCUUCUACAUUGGUGGCACCCUGUUCGUGCUUCCUCCCUCGGUCUACAUCACCCAGUUUUCGGACUCGGCCAACAACACGUACUGCAUGUCCAGCUUCACCUACAUAGGCACGAACUUCUGGAUUCUUGGCGAUGUCUUCCUCGGCCAGUUUUACACCGAAUUCGAUUUGGGCAACAACCGCCUGGGCUUUGCCCAAAUCAGUAAUUAAUAUGUGAUAUAAAAACAUAUUUACAAGUAAUAUAACAUGUGCUCGAUAUUUAA